Molecule: messenger RNA, 757 nt
Organism: Lepidothrix coronata (blue-crowned manakin)
Lineage: Eukaryota; Metazoa; Chordata; Aves; Passeriformes; Pipridae
Exons: 2
Source: RefSeq, a predicted model, not a curated record
CGUGCAGGUGACGGGGCCCCCAUUGAUUUCAUCACCGUCGAUGACGUCACUGAUGACGUCACUGAUGACAUCACUGAUGACAUCACUGAGUCCAUUGGGACCAGGGACACCAGUAACACCAGUACCACCAGUAACACCAGUACCAGCAGUGCCUCCAGGAACACCAGUGGGACCGGGGACAGCAGGGCCAGCGCUGGGACCAGGGACACCAGUUCAACCAGUUCCACCAGUGACUCCAGUGCUCCCAGUGCCACCAGUGCUCCCAGUGGCACCAGUGACUCCAGUGCUCCCAGUAUCACCAGUUGUCCCAGUGCCACCAGUUUCACCAGCACCACCAAGGACUCAACUGCCACCAGUGCCCCCAGUUCCACCAGUGACUCCAGUGCUCCCAGUAUCACCAGUGGCACCAGUGACUCCAGUGCUCCCAGUAUCACCAGUGGCACCAGUGACUCCAGUACUCCCAGUAUCACCAGUGGCACCAGUGACACCAAUGACUCCAGUUCCACCAGUACCACCGGUGGCACCAGUUCCACCAGUACCACCAGUGCCACCAGUGACUCCAGUGCUCCCAGUGCCACCAGUUUCACCAGCACCAAGAACUCAACUGCCACCAGUGCUCCCAGUUCCACCAGUGCCACCAGUUCCACCAGUGGCACCAGUUCCACCAGUGACUCCAGUGGUACCAGUGGCACCAGCGCUCCCAGUUCCACCAGUGCUCCCAGUUCCACCAGUUCCACCAGUGCCCGCAGUCCCAGCG